GUCCAAACCACUAUUCUUUAGGAGGAAAUGCACAAAUGAAGUCACUGACAGUUCAGCAUAGAGAGACCGCAGGAUUUUAUAAAUCAUGCGGCCAUAAAACAAUAAGACCAUUUUAGGACUUUGGCCGUGCCCCGAAACACAAAGGAAGGAGAGGAUUUGUCAAAAGGAACAGAGGGGAUUUUUCUUCUCACUCCGUGUCCUAAUAAGGGGCAUCUAAAGUUAGAAGACGAGGACUGAGAUCUUACAGUAACAAAAGUUUGACGUCAGCAUAAAAACUCUGCUGAUUAUACAACAUACAGUAUAACUUUAGUGAUUUUGUUUAAAAUGCAAGAAUUGUGGUAAAAGGUUUGAUUUAUUGUCAACGUUUUCUUAAAUAUACACAUAUACCUCCACUAAUUAUUGAGUAAAUGUCUCUUAGCAUUUUGCAGAUGUAACACCCACAUAUAAGCCAUCAGCUGAUUGGAUAUUAAGUCACAGUUCCUUUAAGUUUGUUCAUUUCCUGACAGAGUCAACCUUUAAGCUUAGCUUCCAAAGCACUUCAAAAACACCAAAUUGUACCAAGUUUGUCUUGUUUGUUUUUAAGUGCAAAUAUCUGAGAGUGAAUUUGAAACGAGACAAAACCAAGUUAUAAGUAACCUUUAAGCAAGAUACAGGAGCUUGUUUUAAGUCAAUAAUUUCUUAAUAUUAAUAAAAGAUAUACUAGUUCCAUUGGUAGAUUAUUCCACUUAUGAGAAAAAUGUAGUUAUAAGUGAAAUAAUCUAUUUGAACAAUUCCUUUUUGUAAUCACUAAUAAGUAAUUAAUUACUUGAAACAAACUCCGAUAUCUUUCUAAAAGUUGACCUGUAAAUUGGUUUUACUUCAAGCAUUCUAAGAUAUUUGGACUUGAAAAUAGACACACAAAACAAAAUACUUUGUAACAUUUUGCAGUUUAGCAGUGAUUAUUUCUUUAUUUUAGUCAGGCCCCGACGAGGCCAUUCAGGAAGAUUGGUGCAAGACUUUUAGAACUACUUUUGAUCUGUGUUUGGAAUCGGUGUCCUGUUUGAACAGCCAGAGGAUCCUCCUCUCAGAUGAAGGGGAAAUAUGUGUUCGGACUUUCAGGAACGACUCAGGAACCACUAAGGCCCAAGUCUGUUAUAAACAGGAAGCUGCUGGGACAUCCAUGUCAUCUCCUAUGGUGAACUUACCUUAACAUUAACACAAACUGAGAGGGAGCCAACCAAGGAAGUAGCAUUAACUCCAAAAAUGGACCAAAAAACCUGGACCGGGUGAAUGAUUUCUGUGGGAAAGCUUUCGGGUCAGAUGUGAGUAGGUCUGUCACCAUAACAAAUUGUGCUGGACGAUAAAUUGUCCCAGAAAUUUUGAGACCAUUUUCAAGUAAUAUAAUGGUAGUGGCAUAAUAAUGCAAGUAGGUGCAGUAUUCUCAAAUCAAUAAACUUUCAUCUAACACAGGAGCUGAAAGACAUUUUAAGUAUCAAAAAUGCAUUAAUAAAACAACAAAUGAACUGAAUUAUGAAGUCUUUGUAAACAAAAUUACCCUCCAAAAGAGCUGCCAGUUGAGACUCGUCAUCCAGUCUUUGGUAGAAAGAGAGAGAAACACAAUCAUGCAAAGGAAAAUGAUCAAGCUCGUUUUAUCACGCGAUUCAAUGAUUUAUGGCUUACUGCGACAGACGAGACCAAGGCUGAGCAGUUUGUCCAUGAUCCCAAGAAGAAUGUUCCAGAUAAGGCUUUCAAUCUCAAAAACACUUUUGUACACAAUUCAAUUUUCCAACAGAACAAUCAACACCCAAAUGCACCUCAAAACUGGUCCACUUUCUAGUGGGUCAAACGGGCCAACGUCAAGCUUCUGGGAAGGUCCUGGCCUCACCACUUUGGGAAAAAAAAAAAAAAAAAAAAGAAUCUGUGGAUUUCACUGAAGGGUUGAGCCAAUGCCAGGAAACCACCAGUUUGUUUUGUGCUGAUAAAAAAAACCCAUCAAAUAUCCAUGAGAAUCGUAUCAGGAGCUUGUCGAUCGCUUGGAUUAAGUGGUUUGACUUCCAACACAAAACAACACAAAACCUGACCAGAAGUGUUUUUGUCUAGUUUCUAGUGCAGAUGUCUUAGUUCACUAAAAACAAGACAAAACUGACUUAGAAGUAACUUCUCAGCCAAACAUACAAACUUGUUUUAAGUAAACAAUAUUGAUAUAAAGUACUAGUACCAUUAGCAGAUUUUUUUUUUCACUUAUGGGAAAAUCACAUUUUUACUUUUAACUUGAGUUGAGAUGCUAACUUUUAUGCAGUGUACAAUCUGCUAAGGGAUAUCUUAUCAUAAGAUUAAAAGCUAAUCGUAUAAUCAUGACUGAUUAAUAUAUUUGCACAUUUUAACCCUUUGUGAAGUAGACAAAACACAAUUUGUUCAAAGUUGCAGACUUUGUUUUUUCCCCCCUUAAAACUGGUGAAUGUUGUGUGGCAGAGAGAAAAGAACGGCUUAAACGCAUCAUUAAAAGCAAUAUGACCGUCAUGUCCCCAAUUAGUGGCUUUAAACUUCAAUAAAUAGUAUGAGUAAAAGCUCGCAACAUUACUUAAUCAAGCAAAAUUGAUCUUUAUUGCGUUGGUGCGAACACUUUGUCUUUGUUGAACUGCCUUUAAAAGUUUAAUUGCACAUUAAAUGAGGUCGGUGGAUGUUGAGAACAACAGCAGUUUAUUUGUUUUAUUUGUUGUUUUGUUCAAACUGAGCAUUCUUAUCUUAUCUUAGAGAUUUCUUCCUCAGAGUAUUUUCUCUUCUCCUCAGUGUGGGGAUGUACAGUUAAAUUGAUGCUUCUUCUUCUUCUAUGCAUUGUGUGAAUAUUUUCCUACAUUUGAAGCCCAGUAAGAUUGCUUUUAUAAGCUUCCACUUCAACUUGCCAGUUACUGUAUAUGUGUUGCAUGUUUUCCCAUGCGUGUGCCUCAAGUACAGAUCCCCAGACGUACACAGACGUCAGCGGUUAUGUUCCUUUAUUAAACGGACCGAUCUGGUCCACCUUUUACACGCUGCUGCUCCCGCUUUAGACGUGUUUAAUCUGGCACUCUUUGGGUCUCCACAAAUACACACAGCUGGGAUUAUUUUUACUCCCUUGCUCCUGCUUAAACCCCUUUCUCUCUCUCUCUCUGUUUUUGACCUCCAUGUGUUACUUUUAGCUCAGGAUUUGAAGGGGGCGUGAGGGGGAAGUGAUUUUUUUUUUAAAUUUUUGCUCUCUGGUGACAUCUGGUGGUCAGAAUCGCCAAUCUUCUCCCUCCGCUCCAGCUUUGAGGAUUUGAAGAAUGCAAGAAUCUCCCAGAAGGAAAAGUAUGGAGUGAAAAUAGUGUCAAAAAUAUUUGUGCGUGCGUAACAGGAUUUGUAAACCUUAAAAAUAAAAUACAUGUUGAAAAGGUACACACAAAUCACCUGGUACGCACACACAAAACUGCAGUUACGCACAAAUCCUGUUACGCACGCACAAAUCAUUUUACGCACACACAAAUCUUUUUGACACUAUUUUCACUCCACAGCAAAGAGAUCGCUUGUCUGUCAGUCAUGCAUUAGUCAUCUCGGGGAGCCACAGUUAUCUUGAUGACCAUCUCCGGAUUCAGUAGCCUUUCAUUCCUCUGACACUCACGCACACAAAAGUCAUCCUCAGGACUGAGUAAGUUGAUCUGUGUGCGCCACCGGUUCAAGAGCAAACUGGUAAUUGAACCUGGACUACUUAGGUACGUAAGAAUGCAUAACAAGGUGGGAAAUGGAUAUGGGCCGCUUCGAGUCGGGCGAUUUCGAUUUGCAAUCAAUCUGUGGCGUGCCAGUUAAAAGAAAAGCAGCCAUUUUGAAACACCACAGAGAUAAUUAAAUGAAUGUUACAUAAAGAAAAUAAAUGGAGCCAAAGUCAUUUGGAGCUCAUUCCCUCUAAAUGCCACCAAGAAGAUAUUUUGUGAACUCUGGCAAGAGAUAAGACGGUGAUUGUAUCAUUAACCACUACUGCUGAAUAAGAGAGAAAUAAAUCUAUACUGAUCCCUAAUGAAUGGAUUUCAAGCAGUGCUUAGGUUAUAAAUUGGCAGAUAUAAUGAGCAUUUUUAAAUAAAGUGCCAUACAAAGACUCAUACUCCUUAAAAUGUAAAAUAUUUUGUUAAAGCUACAAACAUUAAUAUUAAUUAGGUUAUCAACGUUAUGAGGCCGUUUCUUGGAGGAUAGCCCUGAAUGCAGCCCUAUUCCCAACAAACAGCAUCAGGUUCCAGUCGAAGUUCAGGUUUCUGACAGGAAAUGGACUUUUGGCGGGUAUUGUUUCCAAUUAAACGUCAUUUUGCCGUGCUCGUUUCCUCACAUCCAAACUUACAGAGUGCUGCCAUAAAAUAAACAGGUGCUACAAGAAAGCAUGAAGAGGGUGCAGACGUUUUCUGUUGUUUCAACUCGUCUUUCUUGUCUUAUGUCACAUUAAAGCUAGAAAAAUGGAUAAAACGUACAUUUUUGGUUUAACUUUUCAUACACAUUUGUGUAAAACCUCUAUACGUGAAAGUAAAAAGGGGAGGAAAAAUCGUUUAAUCGAAUUAAAUGCCUGUAAUUGUGCUCACUACUUUUUGAUAGCGCUUCACUGUCACGUGACUCGUCAAGCUUCCCCCCCGCUCUGUCCCUCGCGGAAUCUAUGCGGUGUCACGUUGCCAUGGAGAGCAUUUUUGUUUUCUUCCCCCCACAAAGCACAACCUUCCCCCUCGCACCAAGUGAAAGGUUGUGUUUUAAAGUUUGUAUAGAAGCGUUUUAUGAAUGAAGACUGGGAACCAGUGUGGCUUCCCGAUGAGCAGACGGAGGUUUUCUGAGGCGGGUUAACAGCAGAGACCAGCUAACCUGUCUGAUUACAGGCUCUCAGGGACGCCAGGAUGAGCUGCUCGGUGGCAAGGGGCCGUCUGCAGGUCCUCCAGAUCUACCGCCUGCUGCAGUGGAUCCACAAAGGAGAGAAGGAGGAGAUCGAGAAGAUGGUGAAGCUCGGGGUGAAGAACCUCAUCAACCUCACCGAGCCACAGGAAGGCCUGGGGGUGCUCCACCUGGCGGUUUCAGCCAACAAUAGCGACCUUGUUGAGUUUCUCCUCUCCCUCGGCGCCCAUCCCGACGUCCAAGACAAGAUGGGCCGCACGCCCGCCAUGCUAGCAGCGGAGCUGGGGAACCAGGAGAUUUUAUCGCUGCUGUUCCAGAAAGAGCCUGACAUGACCCUAGUGGACAUGCAGGGCAAAGGCGUGCUAUUCUACUGCAGCUACCCCACCAAGCGCCACGCCCACUGCCUAGAACUGGCGCUGCAGAACGGGGCCGAUCCCAACAACAUCUCCCGCAGCGGGGUUCACGUUCUUAGCAUGAUGUGUGAGAAAGCUAACGAGUGCACCCCCUUGUGUCUCACCCUGCUGGAUGCUGGUGCAGACCCCAAUGCGGCAAAUGAGACAACGGGCGUGACGGCGCUGAUGGAGGCUGCCAGGACGGGCUCCCUGCCGGUUGUUCGGCACAUCCUCAGGAACCGUGGAAACCCGAACACCCUGGACAAAAACGGUUUCAACGCAGUACACUACGCCGCCCUGAGCGGCUGUUUUGAGGUAAUCAUGGUGCUGUCAGGAUUUGCAGCAGAUAUGAGUGUGGUUAACACAGAAAGCUGUACGCCCUUACACUACGCCGCCGCCGCAGGCACUGCCCCGUCCUGCAAGUUCCUUGCUCAGAGAGGUUGUAACCCCAAAGUAAAGAACAAGGAAGGUUUGUUGGCACGUCAGAUUGCCAAAGAAUCAGGACUCAAGGCAGCGGUCAAGGAGCUGAAGAAAGCAGAGCGGGCAUUUGGGAAAAGCAAAAAAUCCACCGGUGGCAGCUACAUGUCAGAUCUCUGGGCCCUGACCCUUCACGAUUGGUCAAACGAGUACCAGGCUGAAUUAGUGGAAGCCUUUAGGGACCAAUUUGGCUUUGCUGACUUAGACACCUUCAAGUCCGUGUUAGAGAACCUGCGCGCUCCGGUUGAACCAGACAACCUCAACCUAGUCUUCUCAGCACACGACAAGAAGGGAGAGGGCCUGAUCAACGUGAAUGACUUCAUCAAAGGCACCAAGUACAUCAAGAAAGUCUUCCGUCUCUCUGUGUACACGACUCAGAAGAAAAAGAAAGAAAAGGGGCCUAAGAUGAAGAAGAAGAAGAAAGGCCCGUUUGUCCUCCCCAUACCCAUUUGCACCCUCGUGCCGGAGCUCAAGCCCCGACGGCCCGACGGCGGCCCGCCUCACUUCAUGAUUGAGAAGUACCACAACUUGACAGACGUUCGCCGCUUUGACAGUGAGCACCCGCCGCUUCAUCCCAUAGUCAACGACUCGUGGUGGUACAUAGAGAAGCCAAACAAAGUUUACAUCAACAUGAACUACUGUGUGAGGAAUGGAGAUUUGGAGUCUCUGAACCUCGCCUUCGACGACGGAGUACCUGUGGACACUCAGGAUGAAUUUUACAAGACCCCGCUGAUGGAGGCAUGCAUCAGCGGCAACUACGAGUUGGUCCAGUACCUUUUAGAAAAGGGGGCUGACGUGAGCAUCUGUGACCAGUUCUUCUGGACGGCCCUCCACCACGCGGCCAACAGGGGAUAUUUGGAAAUUGUGGAGCUUUUGGUGAAUGCCGGGGCCGACGUCAACGCAAAGGCCCUCAACGACGGCACGCCGCUCAUGAGAGCCAUCGAGAGCUCCAGCUUCUCCUGUGUGGAAUUCCUCAUCAAUGCCGGGGCCAAAGUCAAUUCAGAGACCAAGAAAGGAGUAACCUGCCUUGAUGUGGCCAGACACUUUGGAGAAACCGGUAUAGAGAGCCUGGUUCAGGAAAAGGUGAACGCUCUGCCAGACCCCAAGAAAUCAAAACCUAAACCUACUAAAAAGAAGGUGGCUGCUGCAGGGGGCGCUGUGCAGAGCAAGACGAUGACUGGGACAUCAGGGAGGACACCCACGCAGAUGGACUCCAAAAGCAUCAUCCUCCAUAACAGCAGGAUCACCGCAGGAAAAACUAACACAGUGGAUAUUAGCUUUGUGCCAAAAACCAUUUGGGGUGAACCGCCCACCACCAGCCAGCUGAUGUCAAACAUAGCGAGACAAAAGGGUCGCAUCACCUUGGAGGUGGACUUGGACGACUUGUUGAUCCCUUUCAGCCAGCGCUUCCAGAGACGGAUCCUGGAGCUAACCAAGCCAAAGACCAAACUGGAGGAAAGACAGAGACAGAGACAAGUGUCCUAAUUAUGUUACUCUGCUUAUGUUGUCAUCAUCGUUGCCUUUUUAUUAUUAUUUUUAUUUUUGACAGCUAAUAUGAAAAACGACAUUCAGCAUAUGUCCAUCCCUGGGGCAGUGGGAUUUUUACCAACAACUGAAUUAAAUAUAGAGCCAUGCAGAUAAUGAGAAUGUGAGUAAU
Molecule: messenger RNA, 7380 nt
Organism: Xiphophorus maculatus (southern platyfish)
Lineage: Eukaryota; Metazoa; Chordata; Actinopteri; Cyprinodontiformes; Poeciliidae
Gene: ankef1a
Product: ankyrin repeat and EF-hand domain containing 1
Exons: 11
Coding region: 4860-7208 (782 amino acids)
Molecular function (GO): protein binding
Source: RefSeq, a predicted model, not a curated record